Messenger RNA from Sinocyclocheilus grahami, 2362 nucleotides. RefSeq names its product sorting nexin 27b (gene snx27b). The record is from RefSeq and is a predicted model, not a curated record. Gene Ontology annotation, biological process: signal transduction; endocytic recycling; intracellular protein transport. NCBI's taxonomy places the organism in Eukaryota, Metazoa, Chordata, Actinopteri, Cypriniformes, Cyprinidae. Gene Ontology annotation, molecular function: protein binding; phosphatidylinositol-3-phosphate binding. The transcript is spliced from 13 exons. The coding region runs from base 165 to 1874 and encodes 569 amino acids. Gene Ontology annotation, cellular component: early endosome.
AGUACGCUAGUGUGCCAUUCCGAACACAGCCAGUGUCUCGUGAUGGGGGCGGUUUGGCGUCAGUCUUUCCCUUCUGGAGUCUGACGCACUCCGCCCAGCCAAUAAGCUCAUGUAGCACUUCGGCCCCCGAGCCCGCUGUGGAGGCAGGAUUUCUUCAAAUAAAGAUGGCAGAUGUUGUUGAAGGAGACGGCACUCGCUCCGCUGGCCCUUCCACGCUUCACUCGGCGGCUCGCAACGGCUCCGGCAUGAGCUCGGGAACGUGCGCCGACGGCCUCGUAGCGACCACGGUCACCUCCGGGCCUCGGUUGGUCCGCAUCGUCAAGUCGGACUCGGGCUAUGGCUUUAACGUCCGCGGGCAAGUAAGCGAAGGAGGGCAACUGAGGAGCAUCAACGGCGAACUUUACGCCCCGCUGCAGCACGUCAGCGCCGUGUUACCGGGCGGUGCGGCAGACCGAGCCGGAAUCUCAAAGGGCGACCGUAUUCUUGAAGUAAAUGGGGUGAAUGUGGAAGGGGCCACUCAUAAGCAGGUGGUAGAUCUAAUCCGAGCAGGAGAGAAAGAGUUAGUCUUGGCCGUCCUGUCGGUUCCUCAGCCAGAGACGGACAGCCUUGAUCCCGGGGACGAUGGCUUAUCUCAGUCCUGCUAUGACUACAGCGACAAGCAGGCCGUGCCCAUCUCCGUGCCCACCUACAAACAUGUGGAACAGAAUGGAGAGAAGUUUGUAGUCUACAACGUGUACAUGGCAGGCAGGCAGUUGUGCUCAAAGCGUUAUCGUGAGUUUGUCAUCUUGCAUCAGAAUCUGAAGAGGGAAUUUGCCAACUUUGCGUUUCCCAAGCUGCCGGGGAAAUGGCCUUUCUCCCUGUCUGAGCAACAGCUAGACGCUCGCAGACGAGGGCUGGAGGAGUACUUGGAGAAAGUGUGUUCUGUUCGGGUAAUCGGAGAGAGUGACAUCAUGCAGGAGUUUUUGUCUGAGUCUGAUGAGAAUUAUAAUGGUGUUUCUGAUGUGGAGCUAAGGAUAGCCAUGCCAGACAAAACUACAGUUACGGUUCGGGUGCGAAAGAAUUGCACAACAGACCAGGUCUACCAGGCUGUUGUUACAAAAAUUGGGAUGGACAGCAUUACUGCAAGUUAUUUUGCUCUGUUUGAAGUCAUUAACCACUCCUUUGCACGCAAGCUGGCCCCUAAUGAGUUCCCACAUAAGCUCUAUGUGCAGAACUAUACAUCUGCCAUCCCAGGCACCUGCCUCGCGCUUCACAAGUGGCUCUUCACCACGGAAGAAGAGAUUCUGCUCAACGACAAUGAGCUGGCCAUCAACUAUUGCUUUCAUCAGGCUCUGGAUGAUGUGAAAAAGGGAUUCAUCAAAGUGGGAGAGAAGUCCUACCAGCUCCAAAAGCUCACUGAACAGAGGAAAAUGACCAUGUAUUUAAGUAUUCUGAGGACUUGUGAGGGCUACAAUGAGAUCACUUUCCCGCACUGCUCCUGUGACUCGCGUAGGAAAGGUCACGUCGUUACGGCCAUAAGCAUCCGCCACUUUAAACUCCAUGCGUGCACAGAGGAUGGCAUUCUAGAGAAUCAGGUUAUAGCUUUUGAAUGGUCAGAGAUGCAGAGAUGGGACACGGAUGAAGAGGGAAUGGCUUUCUGUUUUGAGUAUGCGCGAGGCGAGAAGAAACCUCGCUGGGUCAAAAUCUUCACUCCAUAUUUCAACUACAUGCACGAGUGCUUCGAGAGAGUCUUUUGUGAGCUCAAAUGGAGAAAAGAGGUUGAAGAGGAGGCCACGGACAAGGACAAUAAGAACUGCAGUAAAGAUGAAUAUCUUCCAACUGUUGAGACACAGAAGGGAUGGAGGCACAUGAACGAAGAGAUCAUCUCCUCUUGAAUUCUCAGAUACACACACACUUACACUAAAAGCUGCAUACAGAGACUCCGAAAACAUUUCAAACCAGUCCCAUAUGCUCACAUGUACUCCACUACUGAUACACACUUACUGAAAUAGGAAGAUACGAAGCAGGAAAUGACACAACCACAGUACAACGAUCAAAAUAUGGAACUACAAGAGACUUUGAGACUUACGCCAUCAUUUCACUGGACUGGACAGAAUUAAUGUUGGACGUACUGACACUGACACUGAAAGACUGUGAUGCUCCAGUGGACAGACAUGGUGAAGUGAUAUCUGAUGAACACAUUCAUGUCAUGUGACUGGUCACAAGACGCAGUCUUCAGAUGCAGACAACUGAGAGACAGCUGUGCUUCUGCGGAGUGUGUCAAUUUAAAGACAUGGAAAGGUCGGCGGUCUGACUAAUGCAUCAUCCUGACACUAACACAUGCACCUGUGAGGGCAGGGAUGCUCUUUCAGAAUGUAUCAAU